This is a messenger RNA of Eurytemora carolleeae, 2002 nucleotides long. RefSeq lists its product as uncharacterized. NCBI's taxonomy places the organism in Eukaryota, Metazoa, Arthropoda, Copepoda, Calanoida, Temoridae. The record is from RefSeq and is a predicted model, not a curated record. Bases 341 to 1663 code for a protein of 440 amino acids. The transcript has 13 exons.
UCCGAAGAAAGUUCUAACAUCUGAAGGAGAAACAAUUUUAAAGAAAAGAUCAAGAAUAAUUACAAAAUUUUCUCUUCAGGAUGAUAUAAAACUAGAAAACUUCAACGAUGUCUCAAACAUUAACAUCAUCAACAACAACAACAACAUCAACGUCAACAACAACAACAACAGUACACAACUAAAUAGAAACCAAAUAAAGAAGCCUGUAUCAAGCCUGGGUAGCCCUGGCAGAAUAGAGAAGUCAGGACUUGAUCUAAAAAUUCUGGAAGCUAUUCAAAGGAGAGUUGUAAAAAAGGAGGAACAAUUUGAGUAUAACAAUGUCUCUGAAAAUAACUUCAACAUGGAACUCUUAAACUCCCGAGAUCAUUCGCAACAAACACAAGGAACAACAGUGUUAACGAAUAGUGUUGAUAUAUCUUCCUGGGCAGCCACGCUUCCAGCAGGGACUAAGGUGACUGUAACGCAUUAUGACGCCUCUAAAAAGGCGGGUCAAGGUGAACUAGUGGCUACACCGACACAUACAGAAACUAUUAUAGUGACGGAAAAUAUGGAGAAACAAAUCCUUCACAGAAACUUGCAACAGAGAAGACUAAUGUUAGCACGUGGUCUGAUACCUACUUCUGGUCUGAUUCCUACUUCCGUUCUGGCUCCUGCUUCCGGUCUGGCUCCUACUUCCGGUCAAACCACGGCCCACUCCUCCAACUCAUCCUCUUAUACAAGUCAGGAAGCAUUGAACCUGUUCUCAAGUAUAGGCUUUCCAAACUAUGUAGAAUCAUUUGCAGUCGAUCCUAACGAAAUUCUAAGAAAAGAGAAGCUAGUAAAGAGUGAGCCUGCAACUCCAACGCCCGCUGAAGAUUUUAAACCUGAAUUUAGCAGAAGAAGAACUAUGGAAACAAACACACAGUCAAACCUACAGACAAACUCACACUCAGUUAUAGCGGACACUUACCCUUCAUUAUUCAGACAACAGGUAAAGAUUGAACCCCUUGAAUAUUGUCCUGUAAACGAGAUUAAGAACGAGGUUCUCAGUCAACUGUUUGAUUGUGAACCCCAUCUUCUCCUUCAACCAGGACAAGAGGGAGAUCUAGGACCACCAGCAGAAACAGGAGCAGGACUAGGAGCAGGAGAAACAGGAGAAAGUUUACGAAUGAAGAAACAGGAAUUACAGGUAGAGAGUGUGUACAUGGAUCUGAAGUUAGAACCCUUCUCUCCCUUGGCGAGUCCAGAUUCUGGAUUUGGAGAUUCUCAUCCCCUUGGUCUUCAGCUAGGAGGACAUCUUGAACACCAGCUAGGAGGACAGCUGGAUCAACAGCUUGGGGAGGAUCUUGAUCAACAGCUGGGAUUAUUAGAACAUCAGCUGCAGCUGUCACAAGAGGAACGUCUUGAAGGAGAACUUCUCCUAAAACAGCAGCCAGAUACAACAAGGGAUCGUCAGAUUCUGCCUGACUUUGACGCAAUGGACUUUGACGAUCUAUUAGAUGAGAUUCACAAUUCAGCUGAUAUUCAUGGAUCAGCUGACAACCACGGAACAGCUGACACUUCAGUUGACUCAUUUCUAAGCGCCGCAAGUUCAACAUGUGACACCGGUGAAAUGGAUUUCCGGUCUGCUACAGAAACCGGUUUUAGAGAAAAUCAUUUUAUGGAUAUCAUCUCGUCAGUGUAAAACAAUAUUUUAUAGUUUAACAUGCUUAAUCAAAAAUAUUUUGUUUGCUAUUUUAAGAUUAAAGACAUUCAUGAUCCGAAAAUACCCUAGCGGACGUUUUGCAGAAUUGUAUGGAGGCUUUUUAGUUUAUGAAGGGAUUUAUUAGAUUUUCAAGUUUUAGAAUUUUACCAUUUGUUAUAUUAUACUCCUAGAUAGUUUUUCUUUUUGCUCAAAAAUAUCAUGAUUAAAUUGACUUUGUACAUAAAAUAUGUCAGAUAUAUGUUGAUUAUACUUUGAGUAAUUGUUAUUUUACAAAAUAAUGUAAAUUUGCUUUAUAGAAAAUUAAAAAUCAAACAUAUA